AUGCUUCCACUGGGCGCGCUUCUCUUCUUCCUCCUCGGCUGCAGUGCAGGCCACGCUCCCCACUUCACACAGCAACCAGAGGACCUAGAGGUUGUCCUGGGGGAGGAGGCCAUCCUCCCCUGCGCGCUCAGCGGCUACCACGGCUUGGUUCAGUGGACAAAGGAUGGCUUAGCCCUAGGGGGUGAACGGGAUCUGCCUGGGUGGUCCCGAUACUGGAUCGCAGGAGACAGGGCCAGUGGCCACCAUGAUCUGCACAUUGGGCCAGUUGAACUUGGGGAUGAAGCCUCCUAUGAGUGCCAGGCUACCCAGGCUGCCCUUCGCUCGCGGCCGGCUCGGCUCCAAGUUCUUGUUCCCCCAGAAGCACCCGAGGUGCUAGGGGCUCCAACUGUGGCUCUAGUUGCUGGGGUUCCUGGGAACCUGACCUGCCGGACCCGAGGUGGCGCUCGCCCCACCCCUGAGCUGCUCUGGUUUCGGGACGGUGUUCGUCUGGAGGGAGCCAGCUACAGCCAGACCCUGCUGGCCAGCGGGAACUUGGGAGCAGCGGAGAGCUCUCUCUCAAUCACCCCCUCUGCCCGGGAUGAUGGCGCCUCCUUCAUCUGCCAGGCCCGGAGCCCAGCCCUGCCCAGGGGCAAACAGACUGAAGUCACCCUCAGCCUGCAGUAUCCCCCCGUGGUGACUCUGUCUGCCGAGCCCCAGACAGUGCCUGAGGGUGGGAAGGUCACCUUUCUGUGCAGAGCAACAGCCCAUCCCCCAGUCACUGGCUACAGGUGGGCGAAAGGGGGAUCUGUGCUUCCCGGAGCUCGGGGGCCUCUGUUGGAGGCAAAAGCUGAUGCUUCCUUCCUGACUGAACCUGUGUCCUGCGAGGUGACCAACGCCGUGGGCAGUACCAACCGGAGCACAGCACUGGAUGUGCAGUUCGGCCCCCUCCUCCUCUCCCCACCUGAGCCAGUGGCAGUGGAUGUGGGGGAAGACGCCUCUUUCACCUGCACCUGGAAGGGGAACCCGCCCCCCAGAGUGACCUGGACCCGCCAUGGGGGGACGAAGGUCCUGGGCUCGGGGCCCACGUUGCGCCUAGCGGCUGUGGGGCCGGGGGAUGCAGGAAAUUAUGAGUGUCGAGCGGAGCCAGGCCCCUCAGGAGUGGGGGGCGGCCUGGGGGAGGCAACACUGACUGUGCAUGGCCCCCCCGCAGUGACUGCUCUGCAUUCGCCCCCGGCUGCCCUGGGAGCCCCUGCCCGGCUGGAGUGUUUAGUGCUCGGCUCUCCAGCCCCCGACGCGGUGGUCUGGUCCUGGGGCGAGGGCGCCCUGGCCUCGGGAGCUCGAGGCCGCUUCCUAGUGGAGACAUUCCCCGCCCCAGGGGCCCCGCGCGGGGGCCGCCGGGGGCUGGUCUCGGUGCUGCACAUCUCCGGGACUCGGGAACCGGACUUCAUCCGGGACUUCAACUGCAGCGCUCGCAACCGCCUGGGCGAGGCCGGAGCCCGGGCUGGCCUGACCCGCAGUGACCCACUGCCCCUGGUGCGCAUCGUGGCCGGAGUGGCUGCGGCGGCCGCCGCCUUGCUGCUGCUGCUGAUCGCGGGGGGCGCCCACUGCUGCUGGCGCCGAGGCCGAGGCUCCAGAGCCAGGAUCUCCAAGCGGGACAUACUAGUGCAAAUCACCGACAGCGACGGUUCCAGCCCUCGGGCGCCCGAGGAGGAGGAGGAAAGCGGCCGGGAAGCCCGGGUCCCCAGCAGCGAGUCCGCCGGCACGUCCCUCCCCAAGCAGAACGAUCUCGCGGGCGACGAAGAGGCGGGGCCUGAGUCCAAGGAUCCCACUAAUGGCUACUAUAAGGUUCGAGGUGUGAGUGUGAGCCAGGACCCUGGAGCCGCCCUGUUCUCCUCUCCAGCAUCUCCCGUCUUCUCGGGCAGUCCUUCUGGCUUCUAUGACCUGACCCCUCACCUGGCCUUAUUCCCCCCAGACCUGGGUGGUCUCUACCGGCCUCGGGAGGGUUACCUCACCACUCCCUACACCCGAGCUUUCACCAGCUACGUCAAACCCACCCCCUACGGAACCCCUGACCCGGCUCCGGGGCCCUCGCCUUAUUCCUACACGGUCAUCCCCGUUCCUGGCCACCAGCGCCUUCAGACCCACGUGUGACCUGCCCCUCAGACUGAUAGCUGGUCACCCACGCCAGCCAAUGGGAGGCCUCUGUAAAGGGUCCAGGCCUUUCUUGGGUCUAAUCAUUGGGCAACCAAGAAGGUUUCCCCCUCAAGAUAGCAACCCAAGACUGGAUAUGGGGGUGGGGAGGAGGAGCCUGACUUUGAUGGACACCUGGCUCAGCAAAUGGAAAAGGCCCAAGUGUAAACAGGACUCUCAAUUCACUUGAGUCAAGAGAACUCAAAAGUGGCAGAUGGGCUAGGAUGGGCAAGGGGAAGCGACAAGUCUGGAACCAAGGAGACUUGCUUUCAAUGUGGGGGAGAAAAGGCCUGCCCUGCCCAGGAAGCAGAUUUGUGAUGGUGUAAGGACCGAGAACGGAUGCUUCUCCAUUGCCUGGUAGAUGGCAGUCUCAUGGAAACUGUGCCAAGAUGGCUUCUGACACCAGGGAUGCAAGAUGGUGGACUCUGGUGCCACACCAGCCUGAUGCAGGGAAGGAGGGAAUGGGGGCACAUUUCUUGCGAUGACCCCAUUGCUGAGGCAAAUACAAAUCCGGAAAUAAGGAGUGAAUGUUGGGGUUUGAAUAUUUAUGUUUAAUUAAAAAAAUGGAAAA
Molecule: messenger RNA, 2740 nt
Organism: Antechinus flavipes (yellow-footed antechinus)
Lineage: Eukaryota; Metazoa; Chordata; Mammalia; Dasyuromorphia; Dasyuridae
Gene: KIRREL2
Product: kirre like nephrin family adhesion molecule 2
Exons: 15
Coding region: 1-2130 (709 amino acids)
Biological process (GO): cell-cell adhesion
Cellular component (GO): cell-cell junction
Molecular function (GO): cell adhesion molecule binding
Source: RefSeq, a predicted model, not a curated record